Messenger RNA from Babesia bigemina, 267 nucleotides. RefSeq lists its product as hypothetical. The record is from RefSeq and is a predicted model, not a curated record. Bases 1 to 267 code for a protein of 88 amino acids. NCBI's taxonomy places the organism in Eukaryota, Apicomplexa, Aconoidasida, Piroplasmida, Babesiidae. The transcript has a single exon.
AUGAGCCUCAUAGUUAAGCUGGAGAAACGCUGCCUUCUGCGCAGCCUAGAGGCAUUAACCGUCGCGACAGCACGCGCUCAGCAUGAUAUUGGAAUCUCGGAUGCUCCGAGAUUCUAUGGCAAAUUUAGCGUCCACGAGCAGUACAAAGCAAUUGCAGAUAGCUUCGCUUUAAAUGAAAUACAAAUGUCGGCGAGCAGAGCCAGACAGGCGACACACAAUCCCCGCCAUGGGGAAGACAAGGGACUCGUGCGCGCGACUGACCCGUAG